Molecule: messenger RNA, 3360 nt
Organism: Vicugna pacos (alpaca)
Lineage: Eukaryota; Metazoa; Chordata; Mammalia; Artiodactyla; Camelidae
Gene: ALDH1A3
Product: aldehyde dehydrogenase 1 family member A3
Molecular function (GO): oxidoreductase activity, acting on the aldehyde or oxo group of donors, NAD or NADP as acceptor
Source: RefSeq, a predicted model, not a curated record
GCCACCACCAACGGGGCCUUGGAGAACGGGCAGCCGGACAGGAAGUCGCCCGCCCUACCGCGCCCGGUUCGCAACCUGGAGGUCAAGUUCACCAAGAUAUUCAUCAACAAUGAAUGGAACGAAUCCAAGAGUGGAAAAAAGUUUGCCACAUAUAACCCUUCAACUCUAGAAAAAAUAUGUGAAGUGGAAGAAGGUGAUAAGCCCGACGUGGACAAGGCCGUGGAGGCCGCGCAGGCCGCCUUCCAGAGGGGCUCGGCCUGGCGCCGGCUGGAUGCCCUGAGCCGGGGCCGGCUGCUGCACCAGCUGGCGGACCUCAUGGAGCGGGACCGCGCCAUCCUGGCCACCCUGGAAACAAUGGACACGGGGAAGCCAUUCCUUCAUGCCUUUUUCAUCGACCUGGAGGGCUGUAUCAAAACCCUCCGAUACUUUGCAGGGUGGGCGGACAAAAUACAGGGCAGGACCAUCCCCACAGAUGACAAUGUUGUGUGUUUCACCAGGCAUGAGCCCAUAGGUGUAUGUGGGGCCAUCACUCCUUGGAACUUCCCUCUGCUGAUGCUGGUGUGGAAACUGGCACCGGCUCUCUGCUGUGGGAACACUGUGGUCGUGAAGCCAGCAGAGCAGACGCCCCUCACCGCCCUCUAUCUGGGCUCUCUGAUCAAAGAGGUGGGAUUCCCUCCGGGCGUGGUGAACAUCGUGCCUGGAUUUGGGCCCACGGUGGGAGCUGCAAUUUCUUCUCACCCUCAGAUCAACAAGAUAGCCUUCACUGGGUCCACAGAGGUUGGAAAGCUGGUUAAAGAAGCCGCCUCCCGGAGCAACCUGAAGAGGGUGACACUGGAGCUUGGGGGUAAAAACCCCUGUAUCGUGUGUGCUGAUGCCGACCUGGACUUGGCAGUGGAGUGCGCCCAUCAGGGAGUGUUCUUCAACCAAGGCCAGUGCUGCACGGCCGCCUCCAGGGUGUUCGUGGAGGAGCAGGUCUACGGCGAGUUUGUCAGGCGGAGUGUGGAGUACGCCAAGAAACGGCCCGUCGGAGACCCCUUCGACGUCAGGACCGAACAGGGGCCCCAGAUUGACCAAAAGCAGUUCGACAAAAUCCUGGAUCUGAUCGAGAGUGGGAAGAAGGAGGGAGCCAGGCUGGAAUGCGGGGGCUCGGCCCUGGAAGACGGGGGGCUCUUCAUCAAACCGACUGUCUUCUCAGAAGUGACCGACAGCAUGCGGAUUGCCAAAGAGGAGAUUUUUGGACCCGUGCAGCCAAUCCUGAAGUUCAAAAAUAUCGAAGAAGUGAUAAAAAGAGCAAAUAGCCUUGAAUACGGACUCACAGCAGCUGUGUUCACGAAAAACCUCGACAAAGCACUGAAGCUGGCUUCCGCAUUGGAGUCCGGAACCGUCUGGAUCAACUGCUACAACGCCAUCUAUGCACAGGCUCCAUUUGGUGGCUUUAAAAUGUCGGGAAACGGCAGAGAACUAGGUGAAUAUGCGCUGGCUGAAUACACAGAAGUGAAAACUGUCACCAUCAAACUUGAUGACAAGAACCCCUGAAGGAAAGACAGGCUCCUUCCACAAGCAUCUGACGGCUGAAUGUGGCAGAUCAAACUGCAGAGGAAAAACAUACGUUUAUGCCCUUCCCGGGAUACUUUCUUCUGGAGACUUUAAAUCUACUGGAUCUGAGCAACUUUUAUUUUCCUCUCACAUUCCUGUUUUAUUGACCAAUAUGUUGUGUGUGAAAUUGCAGUCCUGCCUGAGGAUGGGACUAGUGGCCAUUUCCGUGUCCCUUGUCCACCAGAUCCCAGGGGACAGUGAGGAGGCUCGGGACAUCGCCAGCAGGACGUGAUAUUUGAAGUAUCGCGCAGUCUCUUAAAAAUGCUUUGCUGACUCUGACUCCAGUAAGAAUUUGGGGGGAAAAAUAUCCCUGCAUGUUCUGCAAACGGGGCCCUGUCCCUGUGAGUUCCCCAGGGUUACCUGUCCAGAGAACAAGCCCCUCCUACCAUUCAGUGGGAAGGAAUCGCACUAAGUUAAAAACAAAAAAACAGACAAAAGAACAAGAUCAGGAGGAUCUGACGUGGUGAGCUUUGGGGAAGCCAGUAAGUACCUCGGAGGGGUUUUGAAGGCCUUUGGGUGUGAACAGGUGUGGGUCUUCGAGGCCCACAUCUUGACAUUGACCACAGGACCAGCUUAAAAUCAAUACUGCCUUUGGAAUGUGACUGAAUCAAUCUCCCAAAGAGCUUAUCUAACACUAUGUCAUGUUCUACCUUAAACAAGGCACUUUCUUAGGCAGGAAAUGUCACUAGCGUCACCAUCGCUGUUAAAGACCCAGACACUUCCUAGGAUCAUUAAGUCCCACAUUUUACAAAUCAGAGCCAUAAUUUGCUUUGCCCAACUAGGCACGCCUACCAUUUGCAUUAAUGGUUUUAUGAUAAACCUGUGUAGUUUUGCUUUUCUCCAGUUUGAUUCUCAAAAUUUUAGACGAGUAAAACAUACGCAACUGGAAAGACUGUUGUUAUUGAUAUAGCCCUGGUUUUUCAAAGUCCUAUUUUGAACUUAAGUAGUGAUUAAUUAACAAAGAACAUCUGGACUCCGUGGAGGAACUGGGUCCCCUGCUACAGUGGCCUGAGUAUUGCACAAACGAGUUGUGAACUUUUCUUUUUCUCUUUGUGUAGCUGAAGGAUGUGCAAUUCCGAGUUGUGACUUGGAAAACUGAAAGCCUUCCCAUAUAGCUUUAAAAAACAAAACCAAACCAAACUUCAGUUGUGUUAUUCAGAUACUUUUACAGUUACUAACUGGUACUUUUCUCAUGGUGCUUAUGUCUGAGGAUGAAGUCGAGGGGCAGCAAGAAAGCAGAGGUCUAUGUUAAAACCAGUGUAUGUAUAAAGAAAGUCAUAUGUGAAAGGAGGUUCUCAUUCUUGUUGGAAAUAUGCAAUAUGCAAUCCACCUUCUUCUCUAAAUCAGUUAACACUUAACACUUAGACAAUCAGUAACUUGUUCAGUCAGGAUUUGACUUCAUACACUGAAUUUUCAGGAUUUUUUCUCAAGUAACUAUAGACACUAACCUUGAUAGUAAUACAUUAGAGGGUUCUUUAUUCUUUCAUUGUACAAUAAUGCCUUUAAUAUGAAAUGCUACAUUAUUUAUAAUUGGUAUAGUUAAUGUAUCUUUUUAUAGCUGUAAGUAAACAGAGGUGGUGUAUUUAACCUUCUGUAAUAUACUGUAUUUAGAAAUGGAAAUCUAUAUAGUAUUAGAUUUCACUUCUUUUAAGGUUGACUCCUGUGGUAUGGUUUAAAAAUCUAUUGGCCUGGGAAUUCUGAUCCUAACUGCAGAUUGUGUUCAACAAUGCAACAACCAUAAAAUAAAACUGGAUAUUUGAGAAA